Rhineura floridana is the source of this 4101-nucleotide messenger RNA. RefSeq names its product homeobox A6 (gene HOXA6). The record is from RefSeq and is a predicted model, not a curated record. Gene Ontology annotation, cellular component: nucleus. Lineage: Eukaryota; Metazoa; Chordata; Lepidosauria; Squamata; Rhineuridae. Gene Ontology annotation, molecular function: RNA polymerase II cis-regulatory region sequence-specific DNA binding; DNA-binding transcription factor activity, RNA polymerase II-specific. Gene Ontology annotation, biological process: regulation of transcription by RNA polymerase II; anterior/posterior pattern specification. Bases 2132 to 2839 code for a protein of 235 amino acids. The transcript is spliced from 6 exons.
CAAAAGGAGAGCGAUUCGUCUCCGGUGCAGCCAAAGCGACAGCUGUCAAAGUAGCAGGGGCUCCUACGAGCCAGAACCUAAAAGGUGAACAGCAAUUGUCGUACAUGUUCAAAACGAUGGGGUUAUUCCCCCCUUCUCCGAGUUGAUAAAGAAUUACGCGUGCAUUGCAGUAUCUGGUUGACUGCAACCGCAGUGACUGUCGGAUUAUUUAUCUCCAAGAGGAGCAUACUCAGUGCUGCCACUCUGUGGCUGAAGAAGGAGGACACUCGGGCUGUUUACCUUGCUUCACCAAGGAAUGUGUCUCCGGGAGUUUGUCUGGGUUCAUUUGAGAAGGUGCCGUCUUUGGCCACGCUUCUGCUUAGCAGAUGUGGGUCUCGGAACCUCGCGCUGGCGGGGAAAGGCCUUUCCUAUAGGUAACCUUUGAGGGAUACGAUUGGGGAAGUCCUUUGAAAAGAACACACCAUUACUGGAGAUACCGCAAUCAGACUCCGGAAAUGAAACAUACUGGUUUACAACAGGAACAAACCUCAACGGCUUUCAAGCCAAGUGAGGGCCAGUUAUUACAGCACCUAUUCAAAAAGCAGACUGCGGAGGGAAGUGUGAAUGCUAUGUAAACAACUAGCACAGAAAAUAUAUUUUGGGCUUCAAUCCUGUGCACACUUACUUGGGCCUAAGGCCCAGUGGACUCAAUGGGACUUACACCUGAGUAAAUACGCUUAGAAUGCAUUUAAGACAUGGCUCUAUCAGACGAUAUCAUUAGCACUUCUUUAACUUCAGGCCUGGAUAUACAAUUUUGUUCUCACUACUAUGAAAGUUCUACCACGUUUGAAAAAUAAAUAAAAGUAAAAUGUUUGCUAGAUUUUUUCUAAAAUACCACACACAAUACCCAGCAACAACCAGGUUAAAUGUAAUUAUGAAAUGGGGCAGCCCAAAUAAGUAGUUUAUAAAAGAUUGGCCAUUACUGGGGUUUUCUCCUUCGCCUGCUAGAUUAAAACAACAACAGGCUAAAGCUGCAAAUAUAUUACUUGACGAGUUUAAAAAUGUCAACAAGAAAAACAUGCCUGUUUUUGCUGGAACAAUUCCAUCUCUUCAAAGCAGCUGGUGUCGUCCUCAGCUACUUCCAGAGGAUUUCCUUUGAAAAGCACCCAUUGGCAACACACAACAACAACAAUGUACCGAGAGAUCGCCACUUUCUUUCCGGCUCAUGAUCUACUAUUAAAAUUGUCUGGAUUAUCUUUAACAGAGGAGAUCCUUUUCUUUCGCUGUCGAGGGGCUCAGAAAGAAAGGAAGGAAAAAAGGAAGGAAGGAAGAAAUAUUGUUGCGUUGUUUGUGUGUGCCUGUGCGUGUGUUUUCUUAUUAACAAAAAUACCUAGGCUAAAUUAUAUUCGCGUAUUAUAUUCUGAAUGGAAACAUUGGGGAAGCCUUGCAUGACUAAGCUUGUACCCCCACCCCCACCCCCAAAUAAGGGCUGGGAAGAGAAAGAACGCUUUUAACUGAGGUUGUUUCUUUUCAAUCAGAUCAGAGCUGAUCUUCCCAUUUCGAACUUGUUUGACAUUUCCCUUAAAAAACAACAACACUUAAAUACCACAUAAAUCAACCGGCUGCGUUGCUUUCAUCUUCGGGAGCGGGGGGAGGCUGUCGGAUACUGACGAAAGAAUGAAUGGGGUGGGGGUAAUGGGGAGUUUCCUGGGCGCUCAUUGAUAAUACCCUCAGUCUGUACACCCUAACUUUGUAGAGGUGCCACCCGCGUCACUUCCUUGAUUUAUUUAUCUAUACAAUCACACACACACGCACACAAUUCCUCUCCAGCAGUUCCGAUUACCCCCAGCUUUUUGGCACAGUAGACGAUAACUGCUGCUUGCAAGUUGCUAUCCAUCUGCCAGGCUCCGGCGGCGGCUGAGGUGGCGGGGGGUGUUGUUUGUAACUUUGCUGGCUCGGUGGCGGCGGGUCCCAGGGGAGAAGGGCCCUCCGCCGCUCUCUCAUUGGUCGCCGAGCCGUCAGCUGGUGCUAUUUGCUGCUGUCGCUUUUGGCGCUCGGCCAUCCAGAAACAAACCACUUCGAUGACUACUAAUAGUUAUAGCCAGAUGUACUAAUACACAACAAAUCACGGUCCGGGAUCUGGGGAGCGUCAAUGAGUUCCUAUUUUGUGAAUCACACUUUCCCGGGGAGCCUGCCUAAUGGGCAGGAGUCGUUCCUCGGGCAGAUCCCCCUCUACCCAGCUGGCUACGAGGCUCUGAGGCACUUUCCAGCCUCUUAUGGGGUCAGCAGCCUGCAGGACAAGACCUACUCCUCACCUUGCUUCUACCAACAGUCCACCAGCACGGUCAUCGCCUGCAACCGGGCAUCUUACGACUAUGGAGCCUCCUGCUUCUACUCAGACAAGGACCUGGGCGGCGCCUCCUCGCCCUCGGGUAGUGGCAAGCAGAGGGCCAGCCACCCUGGGGACUAUCUGCCUUGCUUUGCUUCUGACCAGCAGUACAAACCAGAGAGCGGGCCAGCCAAAAUCAUAAACGAAGAAGGCAGCGACCGGAAGUACACCAGUCCCGUUUAUCCCUGGAUGCAAAGGAUGAACUCGUGUGCUGGUGCGGUGUAUGGAACGCAGGGCAGACGGGGCAGACAAACCUACACCAGAUACCAGACCUUAGAGUUAGAGAAGGAAUUCCAUUAUAACAGAUAUUUAACCAGAAGGCGACGGAUUGAGAUCGCCAACGCCCUCUGCCUUACUGAGCGACAGAUUAAAAUCUGGUUUCAAAACAGGCGGAUGAAGUGGAAAAAAGAGAGCAAACUGAUCAAUUCCACCCAGCCCGGCGAAGAAACAGAGGAAAAGACAGGGGAUUAAAACCAUGCUUAAAAAAAAGUCACCAGACUUUUUCAUUAGUGGCUUUUUUCCUUUUCUUCCCUAUCCCUCCCAAUGAGUUUCUUCCAAGAAAAAAAUCCCUAGUUGUGAUUAUUCUUAUUCUGAUAUUCUCAAAGGCUUGAUUAAAAUAUAUACAUAUUUAUAUAUCUACAUCUAUAUAUUUGCAAUUAACUGUGGAUUUCUUUGUGGAUCAAUAGAAUAACUGGACUUAGAAGGGCGUGGUGUACAUAGGUCUCCAAAGCGUAAGUUAGGAUUUUUAAAAUGCUUCAGAUAUGAUUAAGAUUCUUUUUUUAAAAAAAUGUUUCAAGUGGAGCAUCGAUAUCUGAUAGGCUGUGAUUAGAUGGAUUGGCUUCCAGGCACACACAAAAAGCUCCAGUCGCUUGUUCAAAGGGAAACCAUAUUCUAGAAUGGCCAGAGAUGUACAGGCUUCUUAUUUAUGUCUUUGCUACUAAAUCGGGGUAUAUUAUUGCUCAUCGUUCUUCUCCUGUUCACCUCAAACCUGAGCCCAUUCAUUCGGAAAUAAAAACCCACUGAUUUCAAUGGGACUUCUUGAAAUGUACCCUGGCAUGGCAACUUUAUGGCACCAAAAUAUUAAGGAUUAAGAAAACCUUGUUUCCUUGUACAUUUGAAUGAAACAUAUGAAUGGAACUCUCCAAAAAUAGGAAACGUGGCAAUUUCAAUAUUGAGAUUAAGUUUUUUAAAAAUCUUUAAUUGUUGAUGGCUCACUAUGUGAGUUUUAAAAUGGCCACUUUAUUUUUUUUUUUUGAAAAAUAGCAAAACCCUGAAUUUUUCAAGGGUCAAAAUACUGUAAAUAAAAGCAUAAAAAGUGAAAGAAGAGUCUUUUUAGGUGGGCAGGGUUCUUAUUAGAGUUUUAUUGGAAAUAUAUUCCUUGAACAUCAAGGGUGGCUUUGAUUUCUAAGUAAUAAGGACGGAGUAGGCAAAAUACUGUUGGAUGUUUUCCUACUCCUUCAUGUUUGGUUAAAUUACUAGACAACAACAAAUAUGCUUAAUAAUAAUAAUAAUAAACUAAGGUAGAAAUGCAGCUAUUGUCAUAUGGUGUCAUAGAGGAUGUGUAAAGGAAGGAUCAGAUGCACGCAAGGUUUGCUUUAAAUAACAGUUCAGUGAAAAUGUAUCGUCAUAUAUGCUGUUAAGAGUGUUUGGCGUCCUAUGUAUAUAUGUGGAAACGAAGAUAUUUUUCCAUACUGUGAGAACUGUACCUAUUGGGCGAUGGCUCUGAAUAUUAA